AUGCACGAAUAUUACACUUUAGAAGACUUCAAACAGUAUUGGAAAACGACACUGAAAUGUGUGGAUGCAGAUUUUGCUUUGCUUCCCACCGAACUGCUGGUGAAAAUCUUCCGAUAUCUUUCGGUGGCUGAUCGUAAUGCGGCAAGCUUCACCUGUUGGCAGUGGUACGAGGCGUCCAAAUAUCUGGGCUUCGCUCAGAAAAAAUGUUUGCAUUUAAUUGGAAUCGAAUUCGACGAUUUCAAAGCACCAGUUAUGGAUCUGUUGAAUAGCAGUCACUUUUUCCCGGUCAUCAAGUUGACCCGGGUUAAGCUGAACAGUUACAGUAAAUUUUGGGCCGAAUUUGGACCGUUUAUCCGUGAGAUAACCUUCGAGAAGUGCAUGAUCUGGCGCGAGCGGAUCAUCUCCGUGUUCAGGCACAUGCCAAACUUGCGCAUGGCACGAUUUGUAGAAUGUGAUCUGCUCCGUGACGAUCUCUUCAAAAAGUGGAAGUUCUUCGAAAAUGGACUCGUGAAUAUUUACUUUCCUAGCGUUAGACAUCUCAGUUUGGCCAAAAACAACUUCAGUGAGUUACAGUUUAACGUACUCGUUGACAUGUUGCCAAAUCUUACCGAAGUGGACUUUUCGAGCUGUUUCCGAAAUAUUGGAGCGACCAGGAAAGCUCAGCUGCUGAAUUGUAUUCUAACCUUCAUUCAGCAUAGACAGAAUGAUCUGAAAACUUUGAACCUAGCUGGUGUUGCAGUUGAUGAUCUGUUUCUUCGAGGGGUGGUCGAGUCCCGAGGUCUUCAGUUGGAAGCUCUGAGCUUUACCUAUCUGGAGAAGAUGCCACGCAAAGAACCGGCCAUAAUCGAUCUGUUACGGCAGCAAACUGCUAUCGGUACACUUGAUCUGUCCCAGUCAACUGGAGUAACUGAUUUCUGUGUGGAACAGAUGGUUAAAUACAUGCCCGAUUUGAAGCUACUAAACCUGAGUGGGUGUUGUGGUGUCUCCGAUUACGGAGCAGCACAAGUUUUCAAACUUCGUCAACUAAAGUGCUUAAAUCUUUCAAGCUGUCGCAUUUCGAAACGAGGGAUUUUCGAGGGGAUGGCAAACAAUAAUAAGAUUAGUUUGAUAGAAUUGCACCUCGAAAACCUUAGUCCUUUAGAUGAUGAAUGUUUCAUAAAGAUUGGGUUAAGUUUUCCGAACCUCACUCUGUUGAACUUGGCAGGUUCGGCCUCCUGCAUGACUAAUUGUGCUCUGCAACAUGUGUUCCUUCAUCUAACCAACCUUAAGCAUCUUAAUCUAGAACGAAGCACUAAGCUUACAGAUGCAGGAUUCACCGGAAUAGAUCUGCCACAGAAAACGUUCGCCAUAUGGGACAUAGCGGAGACAUUCUCGAUCGAUAGGCUGAAAAAGCUACGCAUAUUGAAAGUAUCAGGCUGCUUCAAAAUCACGGACUUUACACUACGGUACGCGUUCCGUUUUAUGGAGCUUAAGGAACUUUCCAUAUCCCGAUGCCAUCAGAUUUCAAAGCAGGGCAUUGAAAAACUGGUAACAAGCUGUCCUGCUCUGGAGUUUCUGGAUCUGAGUGAAUGUCAAAACAUUAACGACAACUGCCUCGAAUUGAUUGCAAUGAACUUGAAACGGUUGAGCACACUGAAAAUAUCAAACUGCCCGCUGGUUAGCGAAGUUGGACUACAUUAUCUCUCAACAUACUGUAAAAAUCUAAAGGUAUGCUAA
Molecule: messenger RNA, 1716 nt
Organism: Sabethes cyaneus
Lineage: Eukaryota; Metazoa; Arthropoda; Insecta; Diptera; Culicidae
Product: dynein regulatory complex subunit 6-like
Exons: 4
Coding region: 1-1716 (571 amino acids)
Biological process (GO): SCF-dependent proteasomal ubiquitin-dependent protein catabolic process
Cellular component (GO): SCF ubiquitin ligase complex
Molecular function (GO): protein binding
Source: RefSeq, a predicted model, not a curated record